AUGCGACGUACACACGAUAACUCAGAACCAUCAACAACAUAUUACCUGCCACAUCAAGGGGUUCUAAGGGAAGAUGCACUAACCACGAAACUUCGAGUGGUUUUCAACGGUUCCAACAAAACAACUUCGGGCAUCUCACUCAACGACAUCCUCCACGCGGGCGGAAAGCUUCAAGUGAAUGCAAUGGAUGUUCUCACAUGGUUGAGAAGACAUCGAAUCGGUUUUGGCACCGACAUCGUCAAGAUGUUUAGACAAAUCAACGUGCACAAAGAUGACUGGGACCUGCAACGUAUUCUGUGGUUAGAUGAAACACACCGACUGGUGACCUAUCAACUCACCACACUCACAUACUGGCAGAAAUGUUCCCCAUGGCUCUCUCUGAGAGUCCUGCAGCAGUUAGUCAACGAUGAAGGUCAACGAUUCCCAGCAGCAGUGCCACCGCUAACUAAAGGGCGCUACGUCGACAACAUUUACGGUGGAGCUGACUCAGAGGAAGAAAUCAAAGAAAUGAUAACUCACGUUCAACAAAUCUGCCAUGCGGGCGGAUUUCCACUCCAGAAGUGGACGAGCAAUCACCCAAAGAUUUUCCAGCAACUCAACUUGUCAACGGGAACGACAGGGCCAGUGCAAUUCGAGGAGGCCAUAAUAAAAACUCUCGGAUUGUGUUGGCAUCCAUCGACGGACUCAUUCCACUACAAAGCAAAGACCUUCAACUCAACGAACUUCACCAAGAGAACACUGUUGUCGGAAAUAGCUCAGAUUUUCGACCCUCUUGGAUUCAUCGCACCAGUCAUAGUUCGAGAAAAAAUAUUAAUCCAAGAACCCUGGUUGCUAAAAUCAACGUGGGAUGAUCAACUGCCACUUGAAUACGUACGACGGUGGAAACAGUUCAGGGACGAACUCACGCAACUCGACCUGCUCUCCAUCUCCAGAUGGCUGAGCCUAUCUCCAACGAUCACCAACGAGUUCGUUCACAAUAGAGUGACGAAAAUCCAAGAAGAAUUACCAACAGCUGUGUGGAGACAUGUUGGUGGGAUUUACAACCCCGCUGACUUUGCUUCACGUGGCAUAUCACCGAGUCAACUCAACGAACAUCACCUGUGGUGGAAAGGACCUGAAUGGCUAGCUAAACCGCCGUCAGUCUGGCCACAAAAUACAACCAAUACUUCAACGGAGGUCUCACUCGAAGAGAGACCAGCAUCGGCUCAUCCAGUGGCUGUUGAAGUUAGACAGCAUCCAUUGGCAGAGUUCCUCAACAGAUACUCCACGUUGUCUAAGGUUCUACAAGUCGCAGCAACGAUAACUCGAGCAAUCCAACGAUUUCGCAGGGAACCAACGCCAGAAACGCCAGUGCUAACAACGGGAGAACUCAACGAAGCGAGGAUCGUCUGGAACCUCAACGAGAACACUCAACUUCCUCGACAACAUGCAAUGGCCAAACUGACGCCGAGAAUAGACGACCAAGGAAUUCUAAGGCUGGGUGGAGGACUGAAAAACUCAUUGCUCGAUCCAGACGAAAUUCACCAAGUGAUAUUACCACGGAAGUCUCGGUUACCAACAUUGAUCAUCAACGAAGCGCACCAGAAAACCCUACACGGAGGAGCGCAACUCACCAUGGCCUACAUCAGACAACGAUACUGGAUUGUUGGAGGCAGAAAAACUGUCCAAGCGUUUAUUCUACGCUGCUCUGUCUGCACCAGGUUCAGGGCAACACGAGCACAACAGCUGAUGGGUCAGCUCCCAACGCCGAGAGCAACACCUUCACGACUAUUCCUGCACACUGGAAUUGAUUAUGCAGGACCACUUCCAAUUCUCAAAUGGAGACCAACGAACGCUCAACCAUAA
This is a messenger RNA of Fopius arisanus, 1845 nucleotides long. RefSeq lists its product as uncharacterized. The record is from RefSeq and is a predicted model, not a curated record. Bases 1 to 1845 code for a protein of 614 amino acids. Lineage: Eukaryota; Metazoa; Arthropoda; Insecta; Hymenoptera; Braconidae. The transcript has 3 exons.